CUUCACUUAUUAGCGAAUCUCGCUAGGUUGCCUUCUCGCGAAAACGCAGAAUCCCUUGCCACUGGGCUAUCGCCUGGAGUCUGGACUCGUUUGCCUAGCCUCCUUCUAUUGCCCGACCUAGCGCUCGUCUGCGCUGCAUUAGAAGCAAUGCGUUGUCUUACAAGCUUGGGUGGCGAUUGUUGCACUAGGCUUUGGCGGGAGAAUUGUCCCAUCCUCACUACCACCAAUAACAGCAAUAUUACCACCAUUAAAUCCUCUAGGCAUCACACUUCUGCUCCACUUUACAAUCAGUCUACUGCUGCCGGGAAGCUGUGUUCUUCUAUUGUAUUCGGUGGUUCUCCGGGGCUCUCAAAUAGAAUGCCAGUGGCCAGAGCUCUAGUGGGCCCAUUACUUUCUUAUUUGACCCUGGAGGGCCAAUCAAUGGGUGUAGGCUCGUUAAGACGCAUCAAGGUAGGCUUUUGUGUUUUGCAUUUGUCACCAUUUCCCUUAUUUACUUCCACAUACAAUCUUUUACGAUUUUUAUUUAUGCCAUUUUCUUUUUUUGGUUUUUUAUUUAAAUUUUUAAUUGUUUACAUUGUUGAGGGGACUUUCACUUCGUAUGAAAGUGUGUGA
Messenger RNA from Protopolystoma xenopodis, 612 nucleotides. The record is from the annotation of a GenBank genome assembly. Lineage: Eukaryota; Metazoa; Platyhelminthes; Monogenea; Polystomatidea; Polystomatidae.